AUGAAAACAGUGGCAGCAUUUGACAUCAUCACGACGACCAAAGAAGCAAAGAUCAUCAGCUGGAAAGGUUAUGACAUCCUUGUUCUGGGAUGCCAGGAUGUCAUCAUGGUGGACUAUCUUGCAUCAGUGGUGGUAGUGGUGAUAGUUGUGAUUGUGGUGCUGGCAGUGGUGAUAGUUGUUAUUGUGGUGCUGGUAGUGGUGAUUGCAGUGGUGGUAGUGGUGAUAGUUGUGAUUGUGGUGCUGGUAGUGGUAAUAGUUGUUAUUGUGGUGCUAGUAGUGGUGAUUGCAGUGGUGGUAGUGGUGAUAGUUGUGAUUGUGGUGCUGGUAGUGGUGAUAGUUGUUGUUGUGGUGUUAGUAGUGGUGAUUUCAGUGGUGGUAGUGGUGAUAGCUGUGAUUGUGGUGCUGGUAGUGGUGAUAGUUGUCAUUGUGGUGCCGGUAGUCGUGAUAGUUGUGAUUGUGAUGCUGAUAGUGUUGAUUGCAGUGGUGGUAGUGGUGAAAGUUGUGAUUGUGGUGCUGGUAGUGUUGAUGGCAGUGGUGAUGGCAGUAGUGGUAUUGGUGGUAGUGAUGGUUGUCACUAUGAUGAUUUUAGUGGUGGUAGUGAUAGUUGUCGUUGUAGAGAUUGCAGUGAUGAUAGUGGUGGUAGUGAUAGUUGUCGUUGUGGUGAUUGUAGUGAUGAUAGUGGUGGUAGUGAUAGUUGUCGUUGUGAUGAUUGCAGUGAUGAUAGUGGUGGUAGUGAUAGUUGUCGUUGUGAUGAUUGUAGUGAUGAUAGUGGUGGUAGUGAUAGUUGUCGUUGUGAUGAUUGUAGUGAUGAUAGUGGUGGUAGUGAUAGUUGUCGUUGUGGUGCUGGUAGUGGGGAUGGGAAGGGUGUAG
Haliotis rufescens (red abalone) is the source of this 870-nucleotide messenger RNA. RefSeq lists its product as uncharacterized. Lineage: Eukaryota; Metazoa; Mollusca; Gastropoda; Lepetellida; Haliotidae. Gene Ontology annotation, molecular function: mating-type factor pheromone receptor activity. Gene Ontology annotation, biological process: G protein-coupled receptor signaling pathway; transmembrane transport. Gene Ontology annotation, cellular component: membrane. The record is from RefSeq and is a predicted model, not a curated record. The transcript is spliced from 2 exons. Bases 1 to 870 code for a protein of 289 amino acids.